Saccharomyces paradoxus is the source of this 219-nucleotide messenger RNA. RefSeq lists its product as uncharacterized. The transcript has a single exon. The record is from RefSeq and is a predicted model, not a curated record. NCBI's taxonomy places the organism in Eukaryota, Fungi, Ascomycota, Saccharomycetes, Saccharomycetales, Saccharomycetaceae. Bases 1 to 219 code for a protein of 72 amino acids.
AUGUCUGAAAAGCCUGACUCCCAAGGUUUUUGCCCAGAUUGUAAUGAAAAACUUCAAAAGUGUUUAAUACAGCAAAAUUAUGCCAUUAUAAUAUGUCCCAGCUUAACCUGUGGCUACCCAUUCAACCAAAGAGAAGUCCUCGAGAAUCUAACCUACGUGGACGAUAAUGACGUCUUGAAAGUUGCGAAGAAAAGAUUAUCAACACGAAGCAAACCAUAA